Molecule: messenger RNA, 2922 nt
Organism: Talaromyces proteolyticus
Lineage: Eukaryota; Fungi; Ascomycota; Eurotiomycetes; Eurotiales; Trichocomaceae
Product: kinesin motor domain-containing protein
Exons: 3
Coding region: 1-2922 (973 amino acids)
Biological process (GO): microtubule-based movement
Molecular function (GO): ATP binding; microtubule binding; microtubule motor activity
Source: RefSeq, a predicted model, not a curated record
AUGGCUUCCCCAUCCGCAUUACCUCAGCCAUCUCGCCAAACAACUAGCACACCGACAGGAAGCAUAGCCUCGCUUUCUUCAACAACGAGGCUAAAGCCUUCGCGGCGGGUUCCAGAUGUCCAAAGAGUUUCAUCUUCAUCGCCUUCAAAGCUCCGCUCCCCAACGCGUCCUUCGUUGGGUGGAAAUGCUCAAUCUAACUCUUCGUCCAGUAUAUCUACUUUGCGAUCCACUUCAGGUGUAUUCACAUCGAAUGGCCCCGAUCGAAGUCUCCGAAGAACGGUCAGCAUUGCUUCUUUUCCUCAGCCGCCCAAAGCAAGCUCGAGGCUUUCAACAGCGUCAGUUUCCAGUUCCACCUCGCAAGUAACGUCGAAUAUGCGGGGUUCCCCCGAUCUGGUAAAGUCUGCUACUGGGACAGCGAGAAAGCAAUCCAGACUUAGCACUGCUACUACAAGUAGCAACCGCGGAUCCAAGGCUUCAUCUUUACACAAUAACAGCAAUGACGGCAAGUCGGUCCCGAAUUUGGCGGGCAUCAAAGAUUAUGAAGGACAAAUCAGCCUUUCUUCACCACCACAGAGUAGAAGUUCGUCAGCUCAAGGAUCAUAUUCAACUAGCGCAACAACGUUUGAUGAAAAUGAAGAUGCGGAGCAUCGAGGAUCGGAUACAAAAGACUCUGCAAUUAGCGGAAAGAAAGGCAUUCGCUCAAAAGAAGUGAAGGGCAACGUUAUCGUCAGCGUGCGAGUUCGUCCCGAUAAUGGUGCUCAAGAGGGUUCUCGCGCUGAUGGCGAAUGGAUGGUAGAUGGCCGAAGGUCUUUAAUUGGUUUCAAAGGAAAGGAGAAUUACGAUUACUUUUAUGACAAUGUUUUUGCUGCACAUGAUAAUAACUCUAAAGUUUACGACUCCUCGGCCAAACGACUCGUUCGCAGGGUAAUGGAAGGGUAUCACGGAACUGUCUUUGCCUACGGUAUGACUGGCACUGGUAAGACGUUUUCCAUGCAAGGUACAGCUUCAUCGCCUGGAGUGAUUCCCUUGGCAAUUACCGAUAUAUUCUCUUAUAUUCGAGAGACACCCCAUCGAGAGUUUCUUCUUCGUGUCAGCUAUUUGGAAAUCUAUAAUGAGAAGAUACACGAUCUACUCUCGGCUUCUACUGCGAAUGGCCCAGGUGCACCGGCGCAAGAAGAGAUCAAGCUUCGAGAAGAUAGUAAGCGGGGCGUUUAUGCAACACCUUUGAAAGAAGAAAUUGUGCAAAGUCCAACCCAGCUUCUUCGUGUUAUUGCAAGAGGCGAUCAUGCGAGAAGGACCGGUAGCACUCAAUUCAACGCACGGAGUUCGCGAAGUCAUGCCGUCGUACAGAUUGUUGUGGAGAGUCGUGAGCGAGCCCCUGGUGGCAACUCAUCUCAAGACAAGCGACUGGCCUUUGUUCCUGGAGGUGUGAGAGUUUCGACACUGAGUCUGAUCGAUUUGGCCGGUUCUGAGCGUGCGGCUGAAAACAAGGAAAGACGUACAGAAGGAGCUCACAUUAAUAAGAGCCUUCUUACCUUAGGAACUGUCAUCGCAAGGUUGUCUGAAAGCAAAGAGAAAAUAGCGAACUCUACAGACAAGGAAAGCAAGCAUCUGCCAUACCGCGAUAGCAAGUUGACAAGACUACUGCAACCAGCACUAUCAGGAAACUCUCUCGUUAGCAUUCUCUGCACUAUUCAGAUUGGGUCCUCUGGAAGUGCGGCUCCUGCCAACACACACACGAAUGAGACCUUGAAUACCCUCAAAUUCGCUGCCAGGGCAAAGAAUAACAUUGUCAGCCAUGCCAAGCGAGCAGAGGAGGCAUUUGGGGGGGGAAUGAUCCAGUCCUUGCGUGCCCAGUUGGAAAAUCAGAGUAAAACGCAGGUGGAAAAUGAAUCGAAGGUUGAAGAGGAAAGAAUAGAAAAAGAAGCGGACGCUCGUCACGAAGAGCAGAUGCUUGAAAUGCAACUCGCCCGAACUGCGCUCAAGGAACGGAUUGAGCAUCUUAAUCGUCUCAUUCUUUCAUCAAAAUCCACGGGUGUUAAUAGCAACGGCGCAACAGCGGCUCUGGACAGAUUGUCUAGACUUUCUGGGACCCUGGAGUCAGGCACACGCUCGCUUCGUUCGUCGGCCAGUCAAUCUACUCUAGGUGCCAAUUCUCUACGUAGAACAGUGUCACAACUUUCUCUGAAUAGCGGAGACCAAUCCAGCGGAUAUCACGCUCAACGCUCAUCGCUUUUACCGGAAGAUGACGAUGAUACUAUUGGGGAGUACGGCGAUGGAAAUGCGAGCCUCCAGAUGCAAGUCACAGCUUUACAAGCUGACCUUGUGGAUAAAAAUCGGUAUAUAUCCACUUUGGAGCGGCGAUUGCUCCAGGCACGACGUUCCAGCCAUUCAAGGAUGUCUAUGGGCAUAUCGCAACUCAAAAAUGGUGAAGAUGCCGAUGUAAUAACGCUACUACGCGAGAAAGAUAUGGAAAUCACCGAGUUGCGCAUUCAGCUUGAUGACAAAGAUCGUAUGCUCACUGCUCUUCGUUCUGCAGCUCGUCAACGCGACAUUGCACAGAUGCCAUUAGACGCCUCUGUCUCAGAUAAGCAACCGGGUAAUCGAAACAGUGAAGGUAAUAGCAGUUCACCUGCUAGCGCACCUGCUGGCGAUUCUAGCAGUCUGGUUAACCCAAUAUCUCCAGCAUCAGAAAAAGAGAAAGACGCCAAGAGAAAAAGCACCGACGAGGUGUCGCGUAUGCUGGAUGAAAUGAUUCAAGAUCGAGUCGAAAAUGGCCACUUAGUCAAGAGUUCUCGAGGCAGCAUACGAAUCUUGAGUGGAACAACAAAUCAACGUGAGUCGAUAGGAACUGUACCAGCACUGUCAGGUACUGUUGACUCAAGGGGCUCGAUUACCGAGUCUUCCAAGGCUGAUGCCUGA